Molecule: messenger RNA, 2641 nt
Organism: Melanaphis sacchari
Lineage: Eukaryota; Metazoa; Arthropoda; Insecta; Hemiptera; Aphididae
Product: protein bowel-like
Exons: 3
Coding region: 479-2545 (688 amino acids)
Biological process (GO): embryo development; regulation of transcription by RNA polymerase II; embryonic pattern specification
Cellular component (GO): nucleus
Molecular function (GO): DNA-binding transcription factor activity, RNA polymerase II-specific; RNA polymerase II transcription regulatory region sequence-specific DNA binding
Source: RefSeq, a predicted model, not a curated record
ACGACGACGAGACGCGAAUAGACAGAACCAGUACCCACUACCCAGUACCAGCAGAGGCUGAACGAUCGGGUACCUGUUUCGCUGUUCCUCCGUCCGUUUUUAUCCGUAACGACUGAAUAAUAACGAGUUGUCUCGCCGUGUACGCGCCCCGCGCGAGUGCCUCGUUACUCAGCGCGACUAGUGCGUCCGCGUCCGUCCGCCCGUUCGUUCGUUCGCCGGGUCGGUGAUUUUUUUUCGUUUUUUUUUUUAUUUAAAAUUUUUUUAGACGACGCGAGUCAUAAUUUUUCAUCACUGACAUUUAUCGUUGCGUUCGAUCUAGACCGUAGUCGUCGUUACGACUUUUGACGUAUGCGUGCGCCAGUAGUGUUCCGUUUUCGUUUACCCGAUAACAGCGGGCCCAUCGGGUUUUCCGACGUCCGUCAUAACAUCACAGAACAAUGCGACUUACGUGCGGCGUGUGUUUCAGACGAUUAACAUAAUGUCGAGCGGAAGCAGUGGCGGAAAGUCGGCUUCUGUCGGCGGUGAGGGCGUGAAGCCGGGCGUGGGAUCGGCGUUCGUGCCGGUCAUGCCGUCCAGCGGAUCGUUCUACGGGCACCCGUCGAUCGCGUCGCUACAACAGCCGUCGCCGUCGUCGGCCGACUUUUUCGCCGCGUCCAUGAUGGCCGACAAGCACAAGGCCCUGCACCAGCACCACCACCUGUCGUCGCUCCAGCAGCAGCAGCAACAGCCGUCGCCGGGCAUGUACGUGCCCAAGCACAAAUCACAGCAACAGCAACAGCAACAGCAGCAGCAACAGCAACAGCAACAGUCGCCGUCGGCCAACGCGGCUGCCGCGGCCGCGGCCGCGGUUUCGCUGCUCCACCAGCAGCAGCAGAACGAACUGAUGGCCAUGGCACUGGACAAGAACAAAGUGUUGCAGGCGGUCAUGCACCAGCGGGGCUACGCUCACCCGUUCCUGCUGAACCCGGCCGGCCAGUACGGCGGCCAGCCGCACUCGUCGCUGUUCGGUGGUCCGGCCGCGGGUGCCGGCCCCGGGCCGUUCGGCUCAGUGGCCGCCCGACCGCGGGCCUCGGCUGUGGGCACCGGCGCGGGUGGCAUCGGCCGGGCAUCCCGUCCCAAAAAGCAGUUCAUUUGCCGAUUCUGCAACCGGCAGUUCACCAAGAGCUACAACCUGUUGAUACACGAACGGACACACACGGACGAGAGGCCGUACUCGUGCGACAUUUGCAAAAAAGCGUUCCGGAGACAGGACCAUUUGCGCGAUCACAAGUAUAUCCAUUCCAAGGAGAAACCGUUCAAGUGCACGGAAUGCGGCAAGGGCUUCUGUCAGUCGCGCACGCUGGCCGUGCACAAGAUAUUGCACCUGGAAGAGUCGCCGCACAAGUGUCCGGUGUGCAAACGCAGCUUCAACCAGCGCAGCAAUCUCAAGACUCAUCUGCUCACGCACACCGACCACAAGCCGUACGAGUGUUACUCGUGCAACAAAGUGUUCCGGCGGAACUGCGAUCUGCGCCGGCACACGCUCACGCACGCGGUCGGCGACGCACCCGCUUCCGGUGCAUUGGGCGGUAGCGGCGCUGCCGCCUCGUCGUCCGCAUCGCCCGCGGGCGCGGUCGUGCCUCGGUCGACAGCAGACGACGAAGACUUUCUGGACGACGACGAGGACGAGGACGAGGACGAAUUGUGCUCGAUGCUGCAGACGCCGUCCGAUCGAAGUCGUCAGCAGCAGCAGCAGCGUCGUCGUGGCGACGAAGACGACGACGACUGCGGCGGCGGCGAGGACGCGGACGACGACGAAGACGUGGACGUGGACGAAGAGGACGCGGACGCAGCCGCGGUCGGCGCCCCGUCAGAGCAGUCCGCGCCGGUCGCCGCCGCGGCCGCCGGCUCCACUUCGGCCUGCUCGUCGAGCGUCGCGGAAACUGCCGCGGUCACGAAACAGGAACCGACGACGUCGUCUUCGUCGACGGCCGUGGACGCGGAUUCGGCUACCACAGGUGCCGCCGACGACAACGAAGAGGAGGAAGACCCGGGACAGAUCUCGCUGUUCCGGCGACCGGCCAGAGCCGCCGUCGUGCACGAAACGAAGUGUCACGACGAGUCGUCCGCGUACACCAUGCGCCCGUCGUCCAGCUACUAUCACCACCACAACCGUUACCAACAGCAGCAGCAGCAGCAACCGCACAACCACCAUCAACCGCAACCGCUCCAUCUAUUCCUGCAGCCGCCGCUGCUCCACCAUCAGCAAGUCCAGCAGCACCACCACGCCAUGUUGAACGUCAGGAGAGACUUGCACGAUCGGUCCACGAGAAUGGUGAUGCCGGUGCCGCCGCCGCCGUCACAGGCGCUGCCUUCGCCGCAGCCGCCCGCGUACCAGCCGCUUCAGUUCCAACCGGCGUCCGGUUCGUCGGUGGCCGCCGUGCCGCCGCCGACGCCGCAACAGCAACAGCCGCCGCAGCCACCGCCGCCGCCGCCGCCAGCCAAUCAGAACAACCCGGCCCCGCCGAAGCGGAAAGGGUUCAGCAUCGACGAACUGAUGAGUUAACGCACGCCGCAUGCCGACACACCCGGGGUGUCGCGAUCGUCGGUUCACGAUCGAAUGUGACAGAAUUCAAUGUACAUAAUAUAGAUUACGAGAUUU